UAAACCACUAGAUUUUUUUUAGUUCGAAACAAUUGUGUUUUAAACCAAUCAAAAGAUAAAAUAUACAAUUUAAUUCAUUUUUGAGCCGAAAGCCAGCUGUUUGAGUUAGUUACGUAAAUGCGGUAGGAAAGUGAGGAAUAUGUUUUAAAAAAAAUUUGAUACAAUCAGCAACAAAUAACAACAAAAAGAUAUCAAUAAAUAAAAUAAAUUAACCAAUAAAGAUAAGAUGACAACGAAUGAACGAUUUCUAGAAAACACACUUGAAAAAGUGAUCAACAUAUUAGCAUCUCUAAAAGAAAACCGAGCUCGCACAAAUGAAAAUCUUUCAAAGGAAUUUAAUGACAGUUUUUUCCCAACUCCUCCAAGAAGUACGUCAUCUUCUCCUGCCGAGAAAAUGUUAAAUAAUGAUAUUAAAAGAAUAGAUACAGGGGGAAGUAAUAGUUUCUUGUCAAAUGAUCCGUUAUUUACGCUUUCUUCCAAUUCUAUUUCAUCUGAAAAAGACAUAACGUUUGCUAGUGAAACAAAUAUUGCUGUUAAGAAAAAUAAAGACACUCAAAAUGAAAUAAAGAAAACCCAUAAAUGUAGCUAUGAAAACUGUUCUAAAAGUUAUGGUAAAAGUUCUCACUUAAAAGCGCAUAUAAGAAUUCACACUGGGGAAAAACCAUUUGUUUGCUCCUGGAAAACAGGAAAUAUUGCUUGCGGAAAACGAUUUGCUCGUUCCGAUGAACUUUCAAGACAUCAUCGUGUACAUACAGGUGAAAAAAAUUAUGUUUGUUCUGUCUGCUCGAAGCGUUUUAUGAGAAGUGACCAUUUAUCAAAACAUGAGCGUCGACAUGCUGAUUUCAAUUCUUCUACUAAUAUAAGUAGUGCCCCUCGACAAAUAGAAAAUGUUUUUUCCUCAUUUGCCUUGAACAAUACGAUGAAAACAAUUGAGUUUAAAUAUAACGAUAUUUUCACGCCAAAACAAGUUAUUUCUUGUCAAAGGAGCGAAACAAAAUUUUAAAAAGUUAAAAACGAAAUUUAAAAACAAGAGAAGUAUUGUACAAAAAAAAAAAAAAAACACAUUUAAAGUUUCAGCAGUUUUAUUUUUCUAAACAAUAAAUAGUUUCGUUAAACUAUUUAUUGUUUAGAAGGAGUUAUCUACUUUUGCGAAAGAUUUUUAAUACUUCAUUUCUUAAUAUGAAAAGAUUUUACAUUAUAAUAA
Messenger RNA from Hydra vulgaris (swiftwater hydra), 1204 nucleotides. Its product is annotated as Krueppel-like factor 9. Gene Ontology annotation, biological process: regulation of transcription by RNA polymerase II. Gene Ontology annotation, molecular function: DNA-binding transcription factor activity, RNA polymerase II-specific; RNA polymerase II cis-regulatory region sequence-specific DNA binding. Lineage: Eukaryota; Metazoa; Cnidaria; Hydrozoa; Anthoathecata; Hydridae. The record is from RefSeq and is a predicted model, not a curated record.